CGUCACUGCGAGGUUAUCUGUAUGGGAAGGCCUUCCCCCUCUCCUCUCCAACCCUCUAAUCUCCGCCCCUUUUCUGACAGUUAGACCCCGCGCGCCGGUCAACGUGAUCUAAGCGCCCAGUGUCCUUGAGACGGUUUAGUUUGCUGAGCAGAGCAGAGCGAGGGCAUGUUGGGUUCCAGCUCCGGGGCGCGAGGUGAGCGGUUAGCGCGGCCCCUGCUGGUGUCACGUGAUAAUGACAGGGCCCCAAUGUAUUAUGGCUUUAUUUAUUUAUUGACAUUGCUGAUUGGAAAUACCUAUGUGGGAGGAGGGGGGCUCAGAGACACUGGGUGAUACUUCCUGGGAUCAGAGCUCUUCUCAUGACACCUAUGACAUUGACAAUAUACCUAUUAUUGUAAAAAAUAAUAAUAAUAAUUUAUAUAUUGAAGUUUCUAAGGGGUGGUGGGUGGGGGUAGAUUAAUACAAUUUUUCUUUCUUUCUGAUGUUUACCAUAUUAUAUACUUUCUGACCGUACAUGGUUUUGUGUAUUUUAGUCCUUUUUUGGUUUGCGGAGAAAUAAUUUUAUUUUAUUUUUAUCUAUUUGCUUUCGAAGUAAAGCCAUACUAUACCAUUAUCAUUUAUUAGUGCACACUUGCUUAUGCUAAAAUUAUUGCUAAUUAGCCGAUCCUGGCUAAUGAUUCUCAUCGAGAAGCAUUGGAUUCUACGCUUCUGUAUGAGAAAACGACCUGUGCUGGAAGAGAGCGGUGAUUUGCUGUGCAUGCAAGUGAGCUGUAGUGGUUAUGGUGCCUGGAGAGUCUCGACUCCUUACCGGACAUUCGCUAUGCCCCACACCCUGCCUCUACUGCUUUACACAAGCGAGCCGGAAGUUCCCAGACAAUGAGCUGCGUUCUAGAAUGGUGUGACCACUUAUAGUGGGGGCACAUUAGUUAGGAUUGGCACCAUAACCACUGCAGUGUGCUUUAAUGGUUAUGAUAAUUGGAGUGCUCUAAGUUAAAAAAUAUGCUUACCUUUUCUGGAAUCAAUUUGGACUCAAGCAUUAUAUUAACAUUAGCAUCCACAACUGUAUGCACCCUGUAAUACAGUAUAUAAACUCACGCUGAUAAACAUGAAUGUUUCAAUAAGAUGGUUCUGUAUUGUAUAUUCUGCUCACAUUAACAUUAGUACAGUGAAACACAUUGUCUCUUGCAUUACAAGUGAGAUUACAUUCCUACAGCUACGCCCUUUCAUUGUCACUAUAACUUUUCAUUAUUUUUUUUUUUUGUUAAAUCGCGUAUUGACGAUUGGGUGUGGCUGUUCAAACCUGUUGGUAUGCUUGUACUAUGCGUAUUUCAUAAAGCUAUGGCGGAAAAAAAAUACGUUGGCUAUUCACCAAGAAUCAUCCACUCACAAUGAUUACUUUCAUCAAGCCGUUAAUUUCAGAACUUAUUUUUACCAUCUUUUUCUGAUUUUAAACCACAAUUACGGUUUUUGGUGUCCAUUGUAGCUUACAAUGUUUGUGAUAUAUUACAGACUGUAAAAAGGGUCAUAUUUAUCAAAGGAACACAAGACUCAAAAAAUUCAAAUUGAAAAUAAACUGGAUUUUUUUUUAAAUAUAUUUUUAUUUAAAAACUGGUACUUUCUAAAGUAUCAAAUUAUAUAUUGCACAGAUAUUUAAUUUUCCUAGCAAUAUCGUGACCUAUAAUGUCUCCCACCCCUUACUUUGCAGGACUUGCGUCCAUCAUUUCCACACUCUGCAUGGAGACUAUAAAUGCUCCCAAUAGAGAUGCAUUGAUUCAGUGCACCUCUAGGAGGAGAUGCUGAUUGGCGCAGCUCAAAUUUUGCUGCGAAUAUUCAAUAGCCUCCUCUUAAAACUUUCCAAUGGAGAUUGAUUGAUUGAUAUCAGCCAUGUAGGCUAUGCCAGCUGCUGUGAGACCAGCGCAGUGAUGGAGAAAGGCUAAGUGAAAGAGGGUCUGGACUCCUGAAUAGGUAGUCCAGCGCUCUUGUGUUAGGAAUACAUGUUUGUAUCACUAGUACUAUAGUUCUUUAAAUAUUUACACAGACCUGGUCAUUUGGUUUACAACACUGAAUGGGAACUUAAGAAUACCAUUUGUCACAAAUAUUCACGAUUUACUAUUGUUACCACUCCAUCUUAUCCAGUUAAAACCCUGAAGUCCAUUAAAUCACGCAGUAAGCUUGACAACUGUUUGCACCUUGGCUGCACUGAUUUCACUUCCACGAUGGAAGUAGCAACAUAGUUAAAGCGUGAAGAUGGCAUUUUUCGCAAGUGAUCUAUAUAGCAACUUUACUUACUGGAAUCUAAUGCGCACCUCAAUUUUUGAAACCUGUAAGUUGAAAAAUGUUUUUGCUGGCGAAUGUAAUGUGCAUUAUACAAGAAGAUACUACUAUACAACAUUGUGCUACAAUGAAAAUGUUUGCCAUAUACCAUAGUAACACUGAUGGUGUUUUCAUUUUAGUGUUACAUGUUAAACCUAUUCUUUCUUAAGCUCUCUUUCAGGAAUGAAAUUUGCCAGAAAACUAAAAUUUUGCCUCUAAUGUAAUGUAAUGAAUCUAAUGCACAUUCAAAUUUUGGAAACUUUCUUUUCCAAAAAAGGUGCGCAUUGGAUUUGAGUAAAUACGGUAAUUGAAUUUCCGACCAUGUUUUAUUAAAGAGCAUUCAAACCACUACAUCUCAUUGAAGUGGUCUGUGUGCAGUGUCACUGUCUCCUUCGCCCUCCAGCUGCAGAGAAACUGCAAAGUAUACAUUGCAGGAUUCAGACAGCCUUUCUUGGCCUUUCAGAGAGUUUGACUUUGCAUGAGGAUGUCCAGCGUCUUCUAAAACCCAAUAGGAAAGUAUUGAAUUAAUGCUUUCCUAUGGUGAAGGCCUAAUGCGGGCGAUUGCGGUGCAUGAGCAUUAGGUGACCCCAUUGGCGGAGGAGGAGCCCGAGCCAGCACUGAGGGACUUUGGUGCUGGAAUCAGGUAUUUAACCCCUUGACGCCGGAGGGCGUACUAUUACGUCCUAUUUUAAGCGUCUCUAAACGCCGCCGGGCGUUAUAGUACGCCCUCCGGUUUUUUUGUACUUACCCCGUGGGAUCGCCGGCACAUCCGACGUCCUGAAGCCCCCCCCGGCCAUGUGAGAGUGAGGUCCUUGCGAGGACCUCACAAUCACAUGGCCGGGAUAGCUGGCUUCUGUAUUGCCAGCAGGGGGGGCUGCCUGUAAUGACAGGUGGUCCCUCUGCUGACUUGAAAUAAAAUAAAUUUAAAGUGUAAAAAAAAUAAUAAUAAUAAUUAUAUACUUAGUGUGUGUGUGUGUGUGUGUGUGUAUAUAUAUAUAUAUAUAUAUAUAUAUAUAUAUAUAUAUAUUUAUGUAUAAUAUAAAAAAUAUGUAAAUACAUUAAAAAAUAAAAUUAAAAAAAUAAUUAAAAAUAAAUAAAUAUAUAGAUGUUGUUUCGUUCUAACUGUAUUGUGAUAUUAAUAUAUAUUUAUAUCAAAAUACACGUAGAACAAAAUAAUAUAUAUAAUGUAAUAUUUUUACAUAAUUAGGUAUCUUAAUUACAAUUAGCGGGACCUGCCUGACAACCCAUGCCGAAAGUAAAGGGAAAUUAAUUUGCUAGCACUAUAUUUAACCCUGUAACUUUCCAAGACACCAUAAAACCUGUACAUGGGGGGUACUGUUCAAAUAUUAGUGUUUCAAAACCGUAAAAUGUAUUACAACGAUGAUUUCGCCAGUAAAAGUGACGUUUUUUUGUACUUUUCACGCACAAUCAACACUUUAACGGACGAUAUUAUUGUUGCAAUACUUUUUACUGUUUUGAAACACAAAUAUUUGUGUUCAGCGAAGUCUCCCGAGUACAACAGUACCCCUCAUGUACAGGUUUUAUGGUGUUUUCAAAAGUUACAGCAUCAAAUAUAAGGCUUGUUUUCAUUUUUUUCACAUUAAAAUUUGCCAGAUUGGUUAGGUUGCCUUUGAGACCCUAUGGUAGCCCAAGAAUGGAAAUUACCCCUAUGAUGGCAUACCAUUUGCAAAAGAAGACAACCCAAGGUAUUGCAAACGGGGUAUGUCCAGUCUUUUUUAGUAGCCACUUAGUCACAAACACUGGCCAAAAUUGGCGUUUUUUGCAUUUUUCACACACAAACAAAUACUAACGCUAACUUUGGCCAGUGUUUGUGACCAAAUGGCUACUAAAAAAGACUGGACAUACCCCAUUUGCAAUACCUUGGGUUGUCUACUAUUGCAAAUGGUAUGUCAUUAUGGGUGUAAAUUUCAUUCCUGGGCUACUAUACAGUCUCAAAGGCAACGUAACCAAUCUGGUGUAACGUGUUAUAUUUGACCCUGUAACUUCCCAAAACACCAUAAAAUCUGUACAUAGGGGGUACUGUGUUACACGUGAGACUUUGCUGAAUACAAAUGUGUAUUUUAUUGCAGUAAAAGCAAACAGUAUUAUGGCAUUGACAGUUAAAAUGUCACGUAGAACUAAAAAAAAAUUUUUAAAAAUCUUUUCUCCCAUUUCUUUUCAUAUUAAAUUAUGUUUCAUAGCUAAAUAUUUGAUAUUAAAUGAAAGCCCUGUUUCCCCUGAAUAAAAUGAUAUAUAAUAAGGGUGGGUGUAUUUACUAUGAAAGAGGUGUAUUACGGUUGGACAGACAUGUAGCGCAAAUACCAGGUUUUGUUUACAUUUUGUUUUGUUCACAACGUGUACAUUUGUCUCCGUCCUUAAGGGGUUAAAGGGGUCUCUAACCCUUUGCUUGCAAACAAGGGGGAAAGAUAUAUUCCUAACAUUAAAGUUUUCCUUCAACUUGUGCAAUGGCUUCUUCCCUCCAUGCGUCCCUCACACUGCAGUUGUCUGUAGAAAGCUAAAUUAAAUAUUCCAUAAAUUCUGGUUCUGUACUGGUUAAUGAGGUAUACACGAAAUUACUGAAAAUUCAGAUAAGUCUCUGCCUCUUCCUGACCUAUCAAAACCUUACUUUGGAACCUUUAUUUGCAUAAAUGAUGGACACUUUUUUAAAACUGUGUAUCUCUCAUCUUUAUUGCAUUAGUUGGUUUUGUAAAUAUUGGUUAUGGAACACAGAUAUAUUAUUUUUGAAAAAAUUAUGUAAAUCUUAUCCAAUUUUUCUGUCCCGUUGCUUACAUCAAUACCACAAUGCUCCAUACUUACACCUUUAUCAGAAUAAAAGUCAGUACCUAGCAUUUAAAACAAUGUAUCUUCUAAACCAAAAUUAAUUGUCAUUUUGUUUCUGGUAUAGAUUGCAGAUUGUGAAAUCUGUUUCCUAGUUUUACAUAUUUUAUACCCUUUGUCUUCCUCCAAAGGACCAUUUAGAUUCUCCAUACUGUAUUACCUCGUGGAAACAUGUGCCUUAGAUACAUCAUAAAUACUUCUGAUACAAAGAGGGAAUGUUUUAUGCUAAUUGAGCUGUCACAUUAACUAAUUUAGAAAUGUUAGUUCUACUUUUUAUUUUAUAUAAAUUUUUUCUGUAGUCCAACAGCCUUUAUUAUUAUAAAUAUUAUUAUUUAAAUAGCGCCAACAGAUUCCACAGCACUCUAUAAUAUUAUAAGAGGGGGGUUUUAACUAGAAUAGGACAAUUACAAGAAACUUAUAGGAACGUUGGGUUGAAGAGGACAAUGCUCAAAUGAGCUUACAGUUUAUACUGAAGUAUGGAUUAUUGUAGCCGGUGCCAUAUCAACUAUGUUUUAGGGUCUGACAAGGUUGAUUUGAUUUAAAUUAUGAUUUUUAAACAAAGACUCAUUAUUGCCGGUUGUUCCUUUUUUUUUAAUUUAUUUAUUAUUAUUUUUUUUGCAACCAGAUGAAGAUUUCAUAUUUAGAAUAACUUUUUUCAGAUUAGUCUAACUAUAAGUAUCAAUUUUUUUUAUUUAUUUUAUUUUUUUUUAUAUACUAUAAGAAAUAUAUAGACAAUGAUGAAAUCAUUGCAAGGUGCGCUAUCUUUAGUUUUAUAGGUUAAUCAUUCAUAUUUGAAUAACUGAAAUAUUUUUGCAUAACAUGCGUUAACGUUUGGAUGGGAUUUAAAGCGGCACUGUCAUGCCGAACUUACCCAGUCGCUUCCUGUUCUGUCCCUCUCUCAGGAUCUGUUCAUUUCUUCCCAUCUGCUCUAGUUUUCUUUAAAACAUAGGAAAAAAAACAUAGGACCUGUGGGUCAAAGUAAUUUUCCCACAAUUCGCGGCUUCAUUCGGCGUUUGAACACUGGCAGAACUACCGAAUUUUGUCCUUACAGAAUGAGAACAGUUUGUUCAAUCGUGUUCGGAUCGGAAUUUCUUUUAAAAUGAAUGAAACUCCAAUCCUAUUCGUGCCGCGAGUAGAUAGCUCCCCAAUUUAAGCUAUCUACUAAAAGGCUGAAAGACCUAAAUUGGUCUUUCAGCCAAACUUACCAAUACUAAGUAAAGAUUACUUAGUAUUGGUAAUUAAUCUGCCCCUACUCGCUAUACCGUGAGUAGGGGCAUAUCUACUAAACAGUGAGCAGCAAGUGGCUGCUCAUGGUUGUAAAAACACCCCCAAUACUUUAUUAAAGUGCAACUUAGUGGGACACCUAUCAAAAUAAUUAACGGGGGGGGACAAAGUGUCCCCCCUGAGCCCCCACUAAACUAAACGGGGGACCUAGUGUCCUCCCUUGGCCCCUACCCAUGUGCGGCGGUUGGGGACCCUAAAAUAAAAUGGGGACGGGGCCUAUUGUCCACUCUUCCAGCCCCCACCCAUGCGCGGCAGUUAGGGACCCUAAAAUACAAUAGGGGGGCCUAUUGUCCACCCCCAUCGGCCCCAACUCAUGCGUGGCGGAUGGGGACCCUAAAAUACAAUGGGGGAUGUAUUGUCCACUCCCUGACCCCCACCUAUGGGUGGGGAGUGAGAGCCCGAGUGACAAUGGGGGGGGACCUAUUGUCCCCCUACCCAUGGGUGACAGGUGAGGGGUAAAUGAAAAAAUUCCCCCCCCCCACCUCCAAGGUGACUAGGAGUACUCAAGUCCCCCCUUCUAACAAAAGCCUACCUACCCCUCACCCUAAAAAUAUUGAGGGGGUACCAAUAAAACUAAAUACCUGGGGAGGAGGGGGAAAUAAUCAUAUUUACCAUUAGAAAAGGAAGAGAAAAAAAAUCCAGACUUACAAAUCCAUCUUCACUCAAUUACCUGCACCCUUAUUGCUUGGCUUAAAGCAAUUGGAGUGCUCAGUCAAAUUGCAGGGCAUGAGAAGGUUUUAGAUGCCUUUUCUCAGUCUGCGUGGUGCCCUCGCUGGAUGAAGAUGGAUUAAUUUGUAAGCGUCAGGAUUUAAAAAAAAUAAAUAAAAAUUUCUGUGUGUGUGUGUAUGUGUGUGUAUAUAUAUUAUAAUAUUUUGCGCUCAGAUUUUUUUUUUAUAUAUUCGGGGAAUUAUGGAUUUUUACUUGGCCUCUUUUGGUUUAUGAAAAAAUAAGAAAUUAAUGGGUAAGUAUUUUUUAUUUUUUUUAUUUCAGAUUUUUUUGUGUUUUUUUAUUGUUAUACCUGGAAUGUAGGACACUGCUCUCUCACUUCCCUCUCACGUUAACUGGUGGCUCCACUCCUGUGAUGACUCACAGGUCAGAGAGCAUGCCAGCCAUCUUAAGUCAGUGAGUGUGAUGCCGUGCUGCACAGAGGAUGUGUUACUCCUGUGUUUCUUUCAGUUAUAAUAAGACUGAUUAUACACCAAAUGUUCAGCAAUAAAGCAAGGUUGUAUGAAACUACUGGUCUCAUAUAUGAAGCAGUCAGGACCAUAACAUAUUGGUUACCCCCCUCACUAUUAUGGUGAGGGGAUGACUAGGGAACCCCUAGUCACCUUCGGGCGAGGGGUGAUUUUUACAUUUAGCCCUUACCAAUCACCUAUGGGUGGGGGGGACCCGAUUGUAUUUUAUGGUCCCCACCCGCCGUGCAUGGGUGGGAGCCAGGGAGUGGGCAAUAGGGUCCCCAUCCGCCAUGCAUGGGUGGGGGCUGAAGGAGGACACUAGGUCCCCUGUUUAGUAUAGUGGCCCCCACCCUUGGUGCACGAGUUGGGCUCGGGAGAGGGGGGCACUUUGGGGGCUGUGUCCAGCCUUAUUUUAUAUUAAUAACAUCAAAGAAAACAUGCUAGUUAGUAACUUAAAGAGAAAUGUUGAAUGUUGCUGAGGAGACAUAUUGGACAAUUGCACGCUUUCAAUCUUAAUAAUCUAUUUAGGUAUGCUGACAUGUCUUACUGACGACAUGGGGAGUGCUGUACAAGAGUAGCGCAGCAAGUCAGACUGGAUGCAUGCAAGGUUAAGUUAUAGCUUGAACAAAGCUAGCUAGUAAAAGUAUACCUCUGGAAAGGAUAACACAUGUAAAUCACUGCACUACACAACAUAGUAAUACAUUUGGGGUGGGCUAAAUGAUCCUGGCACAGACAUGAUUGGAUCUAGUAAUGGUAGGCCCCUGAGAUGGCAUGCCGCAGGCGACCCCAGCAAGUCCUGGUUUAGCCAAUUCUCAGGCAUGGUAAAGCUUUCAUUUGCAGUGGAUCAGUGUUCAGAGGUGGCGGCAUGUUGGGAGCGAGGUGAGUCCACCCUCCAGCCCCAGGCCAGUAUUGAAGGCCGACAUCCUUGAGCCACGGACCCAGUACAUCUGAAGGGCUAAGUCCCUCCCAAACCAGGAGUAGCGUGGGGUUCCGGUGUUUCUCCGCCCCCCCCGCGGCGGUAGACCCUCCUUCGAUGUGGGCGAUGUCUCGGGGUCAAGCCCUUGUUGGCCCUAGGCAGGCCAUUAGCAGGCUUUUGUGGGACAGAGUGGGAAAGUUUUAGAUUGUACUUCCGGGCAACCAUGAGUGUGGUAGUGCCCGUCAGUAGGUGGAUUUUCUGGUUAGCCGGGUUUAAAACCCUGAAAAUCUGCUAUUAUUAGCGUCACUUUAGUAGUGUGUUUUUUUUUUGUUUGUUUUUUUUUUACAACCACUGUUUAGUACAUAUGCCCCUACUCGCGGUAUAGUGAGUAGGGGCAGAUUAAUUACUAAUACUAAGUAAUCUUUACUUAUUAUUGGUAAAUAAUAAACUAAUUUAGGUCUAUCAGCCUUUUAGUAGAUAGCUCCCCAAUUCCCACGGUAUUAGGGAGCUAUCUACUCGCGGCACGAAUAGGAUCCGAGUUUAAUUCAUUCUAAUGAAAUUCCUAUCCGAACAAAAACUCCCGAGUUGCAUCCUAACACGAAUGGACAAACUGUUCUCAUUCUGUAAUGAUGAAAUUCAGUAGUUUUGCCGGUGUUUGAACGCCGAAUGAAGCAGCAGGAGGAAGGUGAGGAUUGUGGGGAAAAUUGCUUUGACCCACAGGAAAUGGAGCGGACUUUGCUCCUUCCCUAGGUCAAAGCGGGGCAAGCGUAGGAAAAAUACAUAAGACAAAAUAGUCCCUACUUUUUCGUGUUUUAAGGAAAAUUAGAGCAGACAGGAAGAAAUGAACAGAUAAUGAGAGAGGGAGAGAAGAAGAAGUGAUUGGGGAAAGGCAAGUUCGGCAUGACAAUGCCGCUUUACAUAAAUGUGUGGUGUGUUUUUUUUUUUUGUUUUUUUUUGUUUUUUUUUAUUAUAUAUUUUGUUAAACUGCAAUGGUAUGCUCUUCUACCUUUUAAAAGUGCCAAGCCAUUUUUGGUUCUUGUCGUUUUGAAAGUUUAUUUCAUCCUUUUGUAUUCCCAGAGCAUUCUACUACAGGCACUAGCCUGUAAAGUGGUCAAAUACUAACUUUGACAAAUCUGAUUUUUCUCUGUGUGUGCUUAAUCUAUGAAAAUCCAUUACAUCCUUUAACUCUUCAAUUUCUUUUACAGAGUGGGUUGCCACUGCCACAUUGACAGUUGGUGUUGCUGCUGCAGGAUAUUUGGUGUACAAAGCUAUUUUCUGCAAAGAUAAAUCCUGCAAGUCUAUGGUAAACAUUGACAUCCAGAAAGACAAUCCAAAGGUGGUCCAUGCUUUUGAUAUGGAAGAUUUGGGUGACAAAGCUGUCUACUGUCGUUGCUGGAGAUCGAAAAAGGUGAAAACUUGUAGUGCACUAAACAAUGGCUGUCGUUUUAAAAUGUGGAUUUUUUUUUACUUAAUGUAGGAAAUCAUAAUUUGAUAUUCCAUAUACUUUGCAUCUUUUUAAACUCCAUUUGAAUAUCUUUGACUAUUGUGAUUAUUUCUUUUAUUAUUUAUUUUUUUAAAUCCACCCAGCUUCCCUACAUUUGGGAGAGCUGGAUGGAUUUUUUUUACUUGGGAUCCAGUGGGGCUGCUGGCCGGGCUGUGCGGGCAGGAAGUCAUAUUCCGACUCCCAGCAUCACAAAUGCCUUGUUAUCCUUGCUGGCAAACAAGUCCUGCAGGACCACUAACUGGAACAGCGUUCCUACUGUGGAAAAAGUGUGUGAACGCCGUUCCCACGCGUUCCUGAAGGACUCGAGCCCUGCUGAUAUCUCAUAAAAUAAAUACUUUUUCUAAACUGUCAUAACAGGAUACUCCUCACCCUUAAAGCACUUCAGCAAGCUGAAACACUUUAUAGAUUUGUAGUAGUCCUUUAACAUAAGAAUUUUAAAGCCAAUUUAACAGAUGAGUUAAAGUAAUCCUCUCAUGAAAGGUUAGAGCUGUCAUAUCUUCAGUUCCAUGGAUGUUGAAUUAUUGUAACACCCACCACUGAUCUGCAUGCGCUCCACCUGCUCUCCAGUUUGAUUUUCCCUGCUUGGGUACACUUGAAAUUUACUCCGUAUGAAAGAGACCAACCAGCUGAUGGGAAAUGGUUUGUAGUGGUCAGCAGAAGUUGCUUGAAUGUGUUUGUGUGACUUUAACUUAAACUAAUUGUGGGCACUUUAAUGGUUUUAGAGCAUUUAAAUUUGAAAGCAGAUGGAAAGAUAGAUGAGGCUAAAAUGUUUGUGUUUAUGUUCUGUUUCUUGUAACUGCAAAAACAAAAAUUGAUUAUUCAUACAUUUAUUUUUAAUUUUUUUUUUUUUCUUUCCCUCUACAGUUUCCAUUUUGUGACGGUGCACACACAAAGCACAAUGAGGAAACUGGUGAUAAUGUGGGCCCUUUGAUCAUCAAGAAAAAGGAAUCGUAAUUGAGGAUUUGAAGGCCAGCAACUGUCAGAAUUAUUAGUGUUAGCUAUUCACAACAUUAAAAAUAAAACCAAAAUCGGUCUUAAAGUGAACUUGUCAGCUUUUUACAAACCAUUUUGUUUAUUCAGUACAGCCACAAAACUAUUUCUUGUGUGAAUCGUUUUUCUUAAUAGUAAAUUCAUGGUGUCCUAAAACUUCUAUCCUUGUCUGUGAGGCUAAUGUAAUUCACAUGGCCAUGUAUUGUAUUCAAAUUAGAUAUUUUACACUGGUCUAAACCAAUAUUGAUAAAAAUAGAUGUGCUGUAAAAUCAGUAUACUUUCUGUGCCUUCAACGCAUGCUAAUCUACACAGGUUAAGUAUAAUUGUCUUUUCCUUCCCUACUUUUGGAAUACCCACAAAUAUCUGGAGAAAAUCUGAUGGACACAUGUUAUAGUUUUGUGAUAUCGAAUGAAUCACUGAUGUGUGAAGAGUGACUAAACCCUUCUCUUUACCAAUGGAAGACCACCUCUUGUAUUUGUCAUAUGCCUUAAGUGUUUAAAAUCUUUCGGUGUUAGCAGUUCUGACAAUUGUUAUGUUUGAGGCCUCCUUUACAUAUUGAUUACAUAUCACGGUGUACAUUUGUAUCUUAAUAGGUUCAUAUCUGUGUUUUGAUUUUUAUUUCUCCUCUAUGAGCUACCUAUAAUGACAAUGGAAUGUAAAGUGGAUGCAUAGGCAUUAAAUUAUUUAUAAAAUCAUCAUACUUUGUUUUGUGUUCCUGGUUUCAUUGUGAACAUCUUCUUUGAAAAUAACAUUAUCUGGAAGCAUGGC
Messenger RNA from Pelobates cultripes (western spadefoot toad), 11785 nucleotides. NCBI's taxonomy places the organism in Eukaryota, Metazoa, Chordata, Amphibia, Anura, Pelobatidae. The record is from the annotation of a GenBank genome assembly.